Molecule: messenger RNA, 2091 nt
Organism: Corylus avellana
Lineage: Eukaryota; Viridiplantae; Streptophyta; Magnoliopsida; Fagales; Betulaceae
Product: pentatricopeptide repeat-containing protein At5g48910
Biological process (GO): RNA modification
Molecular function (GO): RNA binding; zinc ion binding; protein binding
Source: RefSeq, a predicted model, not a curated record
GGCUAAUUUCUCAUACAGUUAUCACCGUUAUCUCAGCAUCUUCGUAGAAGAAAAUCUCAUCCACAGAGUUUACUCAUCGUCUUCGCAGUGUCACCCAUGAAUUCCACAAUCUACAAGCCCGCCACUCACCCAUCGUCACUCUUCCCACAAAUCAAACUCUGCAAAACCAUCAAAGACCUGAAGCAAGUCCAUGCCCACAUGAUUAAAACCGCCCAAAUGCACGACCCUCUGGCCGCAGCCGAAGUCCUCAGGUUCUGUGCGCUCUCGAAUCAACGCGAUGUUGAAUACGCAAGCAAGGUGUUCGACCAAAUGCCCCAACCCAAUUGCUUUUCUUGGAACACUAUAAUCAGGGCUCUUGCUGAGAGCGAUCAUGAUGAUGAUGAGCCAUUGGAGGCCUUGUUGUUGUUCUGUCGAAUGUCCUGUGAUGGUUUUGUAGAACCCAAUCAGUUUACCUUUCCUUCUGUAUUGAAAGCGUGUGCUCGGACGGUGAGGCUUGAAGAAGGGAAACAAGUACAUGGGCUUGUUGUGAAGUAUGGAUUGGAUAGUGAUGAGUUUGUAGUUAGCAAUCUUGUUAGGAUGUAUGUGAUGUGUGGGGUUUUGGAGGAUGCCCAUGUGUUGUUUCUUAGGAACGUGAUUGAAUUUGAUAAUGGGGGUGAAGUUGUGAGGAAUAAGAGGAGGGAAGAGGGUAAUGUGGUUUUGUGGAAUGUGAUGGUCGAUGGCUACGUGAGACUUGGGAAGUUUUCAGCUGCUAGGGAGUGGUUCGAUAGAAUGCCUCAAAGAAGUGUGGUUUCAUGGAAUGUGAUGAUAUCUGGGUACGCACAAAAUGGGUUAUUUAAGGAGGCAAUAGAGAUGUUUCGUGAGAUGCAGAUGGGAGAUGUAUGCCCGAAUUAUGUGACAAUGAUUAGUGUUCUGCCGGCAAUUUCAAGACUCGGAGCGCUUGAAUUGGGGAAAUGGGUACAUUUGUUUGCGGAGAAGAAUGGGAUCGAGAUUGAUGAUGUGCUUGGUUCUGCUUUGGUUGAUAUGUAUUCUAAGUGUGGGAGCAUUGAGAAGGCACUUCAAGUUUUUGAGAGGUUGCCAAAAAAGAACACAAUCACUUGGAGCGCAAUAAUCAGUGGGCUUGCAAUGCAUGGUCAAGCAAAUGAUGCAAUUGAUUAUUUUUCAAGGAUGGAAAGAGCUGGAGUGACACCUAGUGAUGUUACUUAUAUAGGUGUUUUGAGUGCAUGUAGCCAUGUAGGCUUGGUGGAUGAGGGGCAAUCCUUUUUCAACCACAUGGUUAAGGUGGUGGGCUUAGAAGCUAGAAUUGAACAUUAUGGGUGUAUGGUCGAUCUAUUAGGUCGCGCCGGACAUUUGGAAGAAGCUGAAAAGCUUGUAUUGAACAUGCCAAUUAAGCCGGAUGAUGUGAUCUGGAAGGCCUUGGUUGGUGCUUGUAAGAUGCAUGGAAACAUAGAGAUGGGCAAACGAGUGGCAGAGAUUUUGAUGGAUAUGGCUCCUCAUGAUAGCGGAUCUUAUGUGGCUCUCUCAAAUAUGUAUGCCUCUUCAGAAAAUUGGGAGGCAGUUGCAGAGGUGAGGUUGAUGAUGAGAGAGAUGGACAUAAGGAAAGACCCUGGAUGCAGUUGGAUUGAGCUUGAUGGAGUAAUUCAUGAGUUUUUGGUGGAAGAUGAGUCCCAUCCUAGAGCCAAAGAAAUACAUUCAAUGUUGGAAGAAAUUUCCAAGCAAUUGAGGUUGAUAGGCUAUAGGCCAGACACUGCACAAGUCUUGCUCAAAAUGGAUGAAGAAGAAAAAGAAAGUGCCUUACACCAUCACAGUGAGAAGAUUGCAGUUGCCUUUGGCUUAAUCAGUACAAGCCCUCAAACGCCCCUUCGGAUUGUUAAGAACCUACGCAUCUGCGAGGAUUGUCACUCUUCAAUGAAACUAAUCUCAAAAAUUUAUAAACGAAAGAUUAUUGUGCGUGAUCGGAAACGUUUUCACCAUUUUGAGCAUGGGUCUUGUUCAUGUAAGGAUUAUUGGUAAUUUCUCAAUCAUGGGUACAUAAGGCUGUCUCUGGUUCAACUGUAGAUAUGAUUGAAUCAAAAUAUUUUAGAACAGACAAGA